GCAUUACAUCGUUCUGACUGCCAGUGCCUCCACUGAAGAGAACCACUUGGAAUGGAUCGGACUGGUCGAGUCAAAGAUUCGGGUUCUGGUAGGAAACCUGGAGAGGAACGAGUUCAUCACUCUGGCUCACGUCAACCCUCAGUCCUUCCCAGGGUCCAAAGAAAGCAGCAAUGAGAACCGGUUUGUGUCCAUGUGGUUCAUUGGAAUCAUUUUCAAGAAGGUGGAGAACGCAGAGAGCGUCAACAUCGACCUGACCUUCGACAUCCAGUCCUUCACGGACACAGUGUACCGACAGGCGAACAACAUCAACAUGCUGAAGGACGGCAUGAAGAUCGAAGCGACGCAUGUGAAGAAGAAGCAGCUGCAUCAGUACCUGCCUGCUGAGCUGGUGCAGAGGAAGAAACGGAGCAUCGCUGAGCUGAACCGGAGCUCCAACAGUGACGGCUCCAAACGGAUCUCUCUGGACAGCAGCCACUUGGACAGCUCCAGAGACACGGACUCCGGGACCCCCUUCACCUCCCCGACCAGCAGAGCCCCCCAAGCAGCUGUUCCUGGAGGACUCCCCAGCACCGAGCUCCACAGAAACGGCUGUCAUCGGGUCAAAGAGCACGAUCAGUGCAAAGCCUCCAUCUCCACCAGCCAGCACCUCCCUGACUGAGACCAUGAAGCCCAGCGCAACCAGCAGCCCCAAGGAGGAGCCCAACGGCCUGGAGGACACCGAAAACGGGCCUCCUGCCAAGAGGCCACACUCCCCUACAGAGGAGGACUCAGCCAAGAGACACAAAGAUCCUGAAGAGACGUCUAAUGAGGUGUCUACGUUUAAGGAGCCAUUCCCACCGUCCUCAGACACGGCUCCUCAUGUCGAAGCCCUUAGUACUCCCCCUCAGGCUGGCUCCAAAGCAAAGCCCAUUCCAACCAUGGACAGCUCCAGAACUCAG
Molecule: messenger RNA, 938 nt
Organism: Nematolebias whitei (Rio pearlfish)
Lineage: Eukaryota; Metazoa; Chordata; Actinopteri; Cyprinodontiformes; Rivulidae
Product: poly(A) polymerase gamma
Cellular component (GO): nucleus
Molecular function (GO): poly(A) RNA polymerase activity; RNA binding
Source: RefSeq, a predicted model, not a curated record